Dermacentor andersoni is the source of this 3694-nucleotide messenger RNA. RefSeq names its product twisted gastrulation protein homolog 1-A-like. The record is from RefSeq and is a predicted model, not a curated record. NCBI's taxonomy places the organism in Eukaryota, Metazoa, Arthropoda, Arachnida, Ixodida, Ixodidae. Gene Ontology annotation, biological process: regulation of BMP signaling pathway.
CGAGAACAAUACACUGAAUGCAAGUAAACUGGCAUAACCGUUCAACACCGGUUACCGCGCAGUUGCGCCUCUAUAUUAUGCCAGCCAAGGGUCACGGCGCAAAAUGAGACCCUUUCCAAUCGGACCUGGCAAAUAACCGAUAAACUGCGCCAGCCCUCCUUGCUUUCCGGCGUGAGAGAUAGAAAGAGAGAGAAAGAGAAAAAACAACCAUGGAACCGUCACCUCCCUCACCCUCGCGCGAUCAUUGUCGUUGGACCUCAAAAGCGCAUCACGGCUUUUUUGGAGUUUCUUUUUCUUUUUUUUUUUUUUUUUCUAGAGAGGAAGUCCGCGUCGAGCGUAGUCCGGUACUGCGCGCGCGUACGGGGGUUCACAAAAAACAACAAUGCGGUACUGCGCGUUUGCGCUGGAGUGUGAAGGACGUGCGAGCCGAAUGCGUGCCACUUGACGCCGCUGAAGAGGCCGUUAUCUACUAAAGGGGGAGGGGGGGGGGCGAAUCUAAUUGGGAGCGCGCCUGUGUCUGGCGUGCUGACAGAGACCUACCUGAGUGCGCCGGAAGUGGUCCCGCGAGACGCACGCGACUAAUUGUUCGAGCUUUCGUUGGGCCGGAAUGUGGGCGAGAUGGACCACCAUUUGCCUUGAAAUCAACACCUGUGCCGCUUUGCUUUUGUGCCUCUUUGGGCGCAUUCCUGCGUCGGCUCUUUCUGGGGACAUUGGGAACGACCACCCCUGUGGGAAGCCACCGAGUGCAGGGAGGGGGGCGAAGGGGCGGGAGCGCAGGAAUCCUGCACCUGCACUGCCUGAGGCUUUCUUCUUUGGACUCGUCCGCACGCAAGGGGGAGUCGCGCCUUCGGCUGCUGCUCUCCCCCGUCGGCCGAGGCACGCGGCUGGCCGCGGCCCACUUGGCUCCGUCCAACCACUGGACGCUCAACUUUCCAUUUUGCGCCCCUCUCUCAAGUUGCGUCGCCUGAUAACUGCCUGCGCGCCGCCGAGACCAUGACGCCUGAGCCAGCGUGCGCCCGCCGCGCUCGGCCCCCCCCGGCCGACUAGCUGCCAGAGCAAAAUGUUGAAGCAGGUGCUGCUGCCUUUGGCAGUGGCCGUGGCGUGUGCCUUGAGCCUGAGCCUGGCCUGCAAUGAAGCCAUUUGUGCAUCCAUAGUGAGCAAGUGCAUGUUGACACAAUCAUGCAAGUGUGACAAACUGAACGUCACCUGCAGCAGAGACUGUUUCUACUGCCUUGACUAUCUCUACACUGAAUGCUGCUCUUGUGUAGAGAUGUGCCCGCGACAAAAUGAAACCAUCUCUCUAAGUCAUAAGUCCAACAUAGAGGAUCUGCCGGACCCGACGCAUGGGUUAUUUGCCCUUCUUACUGAGGAAGCUGACCGCUCCUUGAGAUGGCGGUCCUACACAUUUCCUGUACAUGUGGCAUUGUACAGCCCUGUGCAUGACAAAGAUAUCAAGCUGAAAGCUGUGGUGUCAAAUGGGAAUACAUCAGAAGUAGUUGAAGAGGAGGAUGUGCAAGUGAACUGCACUGUAGCAUUCAUGUCACAAUGCAUGUCGCUGAACAAGUGCAGAGAGUCGUGCCUCUCCAUGGGAGCUUCAAGCUACAGGUGGUUUCAUGAUGGUUGCUGCCAAUGUGUUGGCAGCAUGUGCAUCAAUUAUGGGAUUAAUGAAAGCAGGUGCCUCCAGUGUCCUUACUCAAAGGAGCUUAUGGACUUCGAUGAUGAGCAAGAUGAAGAGGUACCCAUUGAGGAUCCUGACAGGCACACUUACCAACAUGUUGACUACAGUGACAAUUCUUACAGUGCCAAGGAGAAGGCAGACAAUAGAAACAAUGUGGUAGACACCUCUGCUGCCGAUAACGCAAACUCUACGUGAGGACAGCACCACCAUGCCAUCUGCACAUUGCUGGUGCAAUAUAACUGUGCCGGGAGUGCGUGCCAAUGGUGCCCGGGAUCCUGUAGUCAGUGUACAUAGACUGCCAAGUGUCUCUUUCAGGUUGCCAGCCUAUGCAAGCAAGCCUGCAGCAAUUUUGGGCCACUCACAAACACUCGGACUGCAUCUCUACAAGGACAGUGCACGCGUAGUAGCCUAAUAUAUUGAACCUAGGGACCAAUUGUGUGUUGUACAGCAGACGCAUUCACUGAACAUAGUGGAAUGCAUUCUCCUACAAACAGCCCAACUGAUGCAAGUGGACUGGAAAAAUGCCAUCUUCAGUACUUUGGCAAUGUUCGUAAAGACUCAAAACCGAUUGUCUGUGCAAUGCUUUGAGCAUUGCCAGCUGGUGCAGUUUUCACAAGUCAACCGAUGCCUUAUGGCUGUUCCCAUUGGCAUCGCUAGGCUUCGUCUGCAUGUUCCAAGUACAAUACUUCAAUGUGUGUGUGUAAGCGUGCAUGUGUAUCGAUCUGUGUGUGUGUGCAAGUGUAUGUGAAGUGUGCGUAUGUGUGUGUAUGUGUGAGUGUUUAGCUGUAAUGGCUGUUGUUGUGCUACAUCUCUGCUACCUGCAGGCAGGGGGGAACAAGGCUUUUUAUAUGCUGUGACAUUGUUAUAUUUAUUUAGGAGAAAGACAGUCUGGACAGGCAAUGGUAACACGUACCUGUGAAACUUGCCACCUUGCUGCCAAAAAAUGGGCCUCAUUUGCAGACAUUACUGCAGAGCAGUGUGCUUGAGGGUCCUCUGUGACAGUCUUUGGGCGGAAUAGAUGUUCCAGUGACUCAUGACCAUUAAUCAUCUUUCACCGCCAUGCAGCAGAUUAGGUAGUCACACUCAGGGGGCAUCAAUCAGUACCAUAUUCUCACCUAACAACUUCAGAAACUGAAGGCAUGUUUAUCUGUUGUCUUACAAUAGAUUCAAUGCAGCAUGAAUGCCUCAUUAUUUGGAACUAUGCAGAGCUGUGUCACUUUAUUUCACAUGUACAAAACACAGAUUCAUAAUUUGUGCUGAGUGUGCUUUGUAAGCAGUAUUCCGAGUGUUUUUUUUCCCCAGAAUCGUCACAAAGUCCUGCAUGAAAGAAAUUGAAGCCCUGGUUGGUCAUGUAAAAAUAUGCUUGUCAUACCUCGCAGUUCUUGUGCCAGCUUGUGAUGUUCUCCCACAUGAGUCUCCACUGUCACAUGCCAUAAGCCCCAAACGAACAUGUCUGAAUGUGCAUGAAAUAUACUAUGCUUGCAUUCUUAGAGCACCAGCCAGCAUUUCACAAAUGUUUCUUGCAUUUUAGAAUGGCACUCUAAUGCAAUCUUAACAGCAGCAGCACUUGUGGUAGCCUGUUUUUAUGAGCUUUAGAUAUUUCAUGCUUAAAUUAGGUGCUGUGGUAAUGUUUAAAAAUACAAACACAUAAAGAUAAGUAAAAAACAAUUAUGCCAUCAUUGGUUUUAUUGGCUACUAUUGUGGUACAAGCACACUAGUCCUAAAAGUUGCAGUACUGAUGGAGUUGCUUUCAUUCCAUCUUUGCAUUUUAUACGUUGAAACCCAGCAAAUUGUGCUUUUUUUUGUGCGUUGUUUCUGUUCUGCAAAACAGUUAUUUUGUAAAUUUUGAUCUCCAUUAACGAUAACCCUCAUGUUCCUUCAUAAUUUGUUUCACUAAUAUACUAGAUACAAAAAAGGAGACAGCACAUACGUGCCAACAAAAUUGUUUUUACUCAGUGCAAGCAGUGUAGAUUUUGUUAUAUGAUGUGUAAUAAAAUUCUUGCAUAAUGAGCAAAA